AAACACAGCAGCGCCCGGUGCGUGAACCUGGGAAAAGCGCUCUCCAGGGACCGCAGCCCCGCCCUUUCAGACACGCCCCGUCCAGACUUUGAGCCACGCCCCCAACGGACACGCCCCGCCCAAAAGCGAACCACGUACCAUCCAGAGCCUGAGCCACGCCCCCAGGGAGCCUGACCGCCUAGCCUUCCCGCUGCCCGCCUCUCCUCCUUAGCAACCGACAGGACGCUUUCAUCUUAGCAACUACUCCAGCUGCCACCAUGGCUGAAGAGGAGGUCCCUGUGGUGGCUGAGAGAGUUCUAAAGAUCCUGAGGGUGUUCAUAAACCAGCUGGACACCUACAGCAGCGGAAACAUAGGAAAGUUCCUAGCCAACUGUGUGGCUGGGGCCUCCCUGGAAGAGAUUGCAGAAGAGGAGGAGGAGGAAGAUGAAACAAAGUCGGCAGCCCCGGAAGCGUCCACUGCAAAGGUGAAGGAGGGCACGUUCCAGAUCGUAGGCACCUUGGCCAAGCCAGAAAGCGUCAGGCCGGACUUCGCAGUGGAGACAUACUCAGGUAUCUCCCGAGAAGACCUCCUCACGCGGCUGCUGGAGUGUGACGUCGUCAUCUAUAACAUCACUGAAAAUGUGCAGCAAGUGGAGGAAGCCGUAUGGGCAGUCAGCGCAUUGAAUGAAGAAGUCGCUCAUUUUGAAAAGCGAAAGAUAUUCAUUUUGCUGUCGACGGUGAUGACAUGGGCGAGAUCCAAACCUCUGGACCCUGACGACACUGAGGUUCCCUUCACAGAAGAGGAUUACCGGAGAAGAAAGCAUCACCCUAACUUCCUGGACCACAUCAAUGCUGAAAAGAUGGUUCUCAAAUUUGGAAAAACUGGCAAAAAGUUUGCAACUUACGUAGUUGCUUCAGGACUUCAGUAUGGAGUGGAAGGAGGGAUCCUACACGCCUUUUUUAAGAUGGCUUGGCUGGGCGAGAUUCCUGCACUCCCUGUUUUUGGAGAUGGAUCCAACGUCAUUCCAGCCAUUCAUAUUCUUGAUCUGGCAGGAGUGAUACAGAACGUCAUAGACCACAUGCCGAAGCUUCACUACCUGGUGGCUGUGGACGAGUCUGUCCACACCCUGGAAGACAUUGUCAAGUGCAUCAGCAAAAAUACUGGCCCUGGAAAAAUCCAGAAAGUACCCAGAGAAAAUGCUUUUCUAACAAAGGACUUGACACAACAGCAUCUGGACCACUUACUGGUCAACCUGAGGAUGGAGGCGCUGUUUGUGAAGGAGAAUUUCAACAUCCGCUGGGUUGCCCAAUCAGGAUUUGUGGAGAACAUCAGCAGCAUCCUCAAAGAGUACAAGCAAAGCCAAGGAUUAUUGCCGAUCAAGAUCUGCAUCCUUGGUCCUCCUGCUGUGGGAAAAUCCAGCAUCGCCGAAGAAUUAGCCAAGUACUACAAACUACAUCACAUCAAAAUAAAGGAUGUGAUUUCCGAAGCCAUAGCCAAACUGGAGGCGAUUGUUGCACCCAAGGAGGCAGUGGAAGGAGAAGAGGAAGGUGAAGAGGAGGAGGAAGAAGAGAAUGUGGAGGAUGCCCAGGAGCUCUUGGAUGGCAUCAAGGACAGCAUGGAGCAGAACGCAGGUCGGCUAGAAGAUCAAUAUAUAAUUCGAUUUAUGAAGGAAAAGCUCAAAUCUAUGCCUUGUAAGAACCAAGGUUACAUUUUGGAUGGCUUCCCAAAGACCUAUGAUCAAGCAAAAGACCUGUUCAACCAGGAAGAUGAAGAGGAAGAAGAAGAAAUCAGAGGCAAAAUGUUUCCCUUUGAUAGAUUGACUACACCUGAGUUUGUGUGUGGUCUGGAUGCCUCUGACGACUUUCUGAAGGAGCGGGUCAUGAACCUCCCAGAGAGUGUCGUGGCAGGAACGCACUACAGCCAGGACCGAUUCCUCCGGUCUCUGAGCAACUACCGGGACAUCAACACCGAUGAUGAGACGGUCUUCAACUACUUUGAUGAAAUUGAAAUCCACCCAAUACACAUUGAUGUAGGAAAACUCGAAGAUGCCCAGAACAGACUUGCUAUCAAACAGCUCAUCAAAGAGAUUGGGGAGCCUCGGAAUUAUGGCCUAACAGAUGAAGAAAAGGCGGAAGUAGAGAAGAAGGCUGCGGAGGAACGCCUGGCCAAGGAGGCUGCUGAGACAGCAGAGCGUGAACACAAAGAAGCCGUCGAGAUGGCGGAGAGAAUAGCCCGCUGGGAGGAGUGGAGUAAACGGCUAGAGGAAGUAAAAAGAGAAGAGAGGGAGCUGCUGGAGGCUCAGUCCAUCCCCCUGAGAAACUACCUGAUGACCUACGUGAUGCCCACGCUGAUGCAGGGGCUCAAUGAGUGUUGCAAGGUGAGACCUGAAGACCCCGUGGACUUCCUGGCAGAGUAUCUCUUCAGGAACAAUCCUGAAAUGCAGUAAAGAUUCAUCAAUGGUGGAUCGUGGAGCUUCACAGAGAGCGCUCAAGUUAAACUUGCGUUUUGAAAAACGGCUUUUGAAAAUGCUUUUCUAGGGUUUUUUUUGGUGGGUGGG
This is a messenger RNA of Peromyscus maniculatus bairdii (prairie deer mouse), 2537 nucleotides long. RefSeq names its product adenylate kinase 7 (gene Ak7). The record is from RefSeq and is a predicted model, not a curated record. Gene Ontology annotation, biological process: nucleobase-containing compound metabolic process. Gene Ontology annotation, molecular function: ATP binding; nucleobase-containing compound kinase activity. NCBI's taxonomy places the organism in Eukaryota, Metazoa, Chordata, Mammalia, Rodentia, Cricetidae.